Symbiodinium natans is the source of this 3114-nucleotide messenger RNA. NCBI's taxonomy places the organism in Eukaryota, Dinophyceae, Suessiales, Symbiodiniaceae. The record is from the annotation of a GenBank genome assembly.
AUGGCGGUGCGAGAGGUCUCCCUGCACGACUCCUUUCGGCUUCUUCGCAGCCAUCUACCCAGCUUCCUGGACAAGGCCGGUGGCAAGAGCCUGGUGGUGUGGGUUCCGGAGACUGCGCCCGUGGGCCCGGCAGAGCCCUUCAAGUGGACUUUCACCAAGUCGGGCAGCUGCACCGUGCUCCCGGACCACCUGCAGACCUCGGAUGUGCUGGAUAAAGCCGGGCUGGUGGGGAAGGGCCUUGACGAGGCCGGGGUCCGCGCUUGGCUGGCCGACAAGGCCGGCAAAGAGUGCGCCGUUGGCCGCGUCCGGGGUGUGCCGUCGCACUGGACGGUGAUCCAGGACGGCAGCUGUCCUCACCGGGAGAACGAGCAGCCGCUCCAGGUUUGUAGCGUCCGCGAUGGGGAGCAGGUGACCUACUCCCAGAAGUCCCUACUGAUUCCGCUCCACGACGCGGAAGCAGCAUCUGCGCAAGACGUCUUGGUGCAGGCUCUGGUCAUGUUCUGCCGCGCCCUGCACAUCACGGAUCUAGACGUGCGAGUAUGUCGCGCUGGCGACUCGGUCUGCGUGACCUGGGCCGCUCUCCAGCUCGACGAGACUGCUGGCUACCUCUGCGCCGAGCGCUGGGGAAGCUGCCGCUUCCCCGUCGGCUUCGGGCGCCCGGAGCUGCCCGAGGAAAAGGCGGUGCAUGACCUGGACGCCAGAACAGGAGCUUCCCUGAAGUUCACCCUCCUGAACCGCCAGGGCCGCGUCUGGACCCUCAUCGCGGGGGGCGGGGCCAGUGUGGUGUACACGGACACGAUCUGUGAGUAUGGCUACGCCAAGGAGCUUGCCAACUACGGCGAGUACUCCGGUGACCCUCCUGAAGACUUUGUGUAUGAGUAUGCCAAAGUGAUUUUGGGCGUCAUGACCUCGUCUCCCGAGCCUCAUGGGAAGAUCCUGUUGAUCGGGGGCGGGGUGGCCAACUUCACGGACGUGGCCAGCACUUUCAAGGGCCUGGUGAAGGCGUUGAAGGAGUUCGGCCCUGCUUUGAAAGCCUGCGGCACGACUGUUUGGGUGCGCAGAGGAGGGCCAAAUUACGCAGAGGGCCUGGCCAACAUGCGAAAAGCCUGCGAGGACAUCGGCAUCCCCGCGCAGGUGUAUGGUCCUGAAGCUCACCUCACAUCCAUCGUGCGGGACGCCCUGCUGGACAAAGCUGCCAGGGAGGGCACCAUGCCGGCCCCGGAUGUUAAGAUCCGGCAAGUCGACACUGCUAAGAGGCAAAGGCGAGGCAGCAACAGCCUCAUGGAGUUUACUUCCGAAACACAGGCGUUUGUGUACGGAAUGCAGACGAAAGCAGUCCAGCGGAUGCUGGACUUCGACACUUUGUGCGGGCGGAAGACAGCCAGUGUGGCUGCAAUAAUCAACCCAACUGGUGAGGCCACGUUUGAAAAGUUCAUGUUUGGCUCUGCAGACGUUCUGAUCCCUGUGUACACCUCGUUGGCAGAUGCCGUGGACAGGCAUGGCAAGACGCCCAAGAUGCUGGUCAACUUCGCUUCCUUCCGCUCCGUGUAUGACGCCACUCUGGAUGCUUUGAAGUACGCCAGCGUCAUCAAGACGCAUGCAAUCAUCGCAGAGGGUGUUCCAGAAGCUCUGACACGACGGCUGCACAUCGAGGCGGAGAAGGCGGGGGUCGCGAUCAUCGGGCCGGCCACCGUGGGCGGCAUGAUGCCGGGGCGCUUCCGCAUCGGCAACGCCGGGGGAGCAGUGGAGAACCUGCUGCUGGCGAAGCUGUAUCGGCCUGGAUCCGUAGGCUACACCACGAAGUCCGGGGGUAUGUCGAAUGAGCUCAACAACAUCGUGGCUCUCAACACCGACGGAGUGAGAGAAGGUGUUGCCAUCGGAGGCGACAGGUGGCCGGGGCUCCGCUUUCUGGAUGUCCUGCUGCGCUUUGAGGCGGAUCCGGACGUGAAGAUGAUGGUGCUCUUGGGGGAGGUGGGUGGCCGCGAGGAGUUCCUUGUGGCGGAAGCCCUGCAAGACGGCCGCCUCACCAAGCCGCUCGUCGCCUGGUGCUGCGGCACCGCGGCCGAGGCCUUCGACUACGACGUGCAGUUCGGCCACGCGGGCGCCCGGGCGCGCGCGGCCGACGAGACGGCCGGUGCCAAGAACCGGGCUCUGGCGCAGGCUGGCGCCCACGUUCCCCGGAGCUUCGACGAGUUCGGGGACCUCAUCGCGCUGGUCUACCAGGCUUUAGUCAAGGCAGGCUGCGUCAUCGUGGCCAGCGAGCCGGCCGUGCCAAAGCUUCCGAGCGACUUCGAGUCGCUUCGGAAGAAAGGCCUGGUCCGUAAGCCUGCCAACUUUGUCUGCUCGAUCUCCGACGACCGCGGGGCGGAGCCAACCUACGCCGGGGUGCCCAUCUCAGAGAUCGCCAAAGAUGAGGAACUGGGCAUUGGUGGCGCCAUCUCGCUGCUGUGGUUCAGGAAACGACUUCCACGCUACGUCUCCAAGUUCAUCGAGCUCUGUGUGGUGGCGACUGCAGACCAUGGCCCGUGCGUGUCGGGUGCGCACAACACCAUCGUAGCGGCGCGAGCUGGGAAGGAUUUGGUCUCCUCGCUGAUUUCCGGCUUGGCAACUAUAGGUCCUCGCUUCGGCGGAGCCCUGGACGACGCGGCCCGCAUGUUCGCUGCCGCCUUGGACGGAGGCCUCACGGCCCCGGAGUUUGUGGAGAAGUGCAAGCAAGAGAAGACCGUGAUCAUGGGCAUCGGUCAUCGCGUCAAGUCGCUGGACAAUCCAGACGCGCGAGUCGUCCUCAUCAAGGAGUACGCAAAGGCCCACUUCCCGGCCACGCCGCUCCUGGACUUCGCACUGGCUGUGGAGCAGAUCACCACCAGGAAGAAGGCAAACCUUAUCCUCAAUGUCGACGGCUGCAUCGCGGUGUGCUUCGUCGACCUGCUGCGCGGCUGCGGGGCCUUCACGAGGAGAGAGGCAGACGAACUGGUCUCCAAUGGGGUUCUCAACGGCCUCUUUGUCUCGUCCCGGACCAUCGGCCUAGUUGGCCAUUUCCUGGACCAGCGGCGCCUCAAGCAGCCCCUCUACAGACAUCCUUAUAACGAUGUCACGUACCUCACCGACAGCUAA